Micropterus dolomieu (smallmouth bass) is the source of this 5245-nucleotide messenger RNA. Its product is annotated as zinc finger protein 761-like. The coding region runs from base 383 to 1873 and encodes 496 amino acids. The transcript is spliced from 3 exons. Gene Ontology annotation, molecular function: RNA polymerase II cis-regulatory region sequence-specific DNA binding; DNA-binding transcription factor activity. Lineage: Eukaryota; Metazoa; Chordata; Actinopteri; Centrarchiformes; Centrarchidae. Gene Ontology annotation, biological process: regulation of transcription by RNA polymerase II. The record is from RefSeq and is a predicted model, not a curated record.
ACUAAAUAAACAACGUAAAGCUAGUUUGCUCUGGAGCUUCCGAUUCUUGGCAAGCACCCUGCGCUCAGUGAGCCAGUAAUAGCAGUCCGCAGCUUGUGUUCUGAAGUCACCAAUUUCGUUACCAGUUUGUGUUUCUCACAAGCUCUUAUUUGUAUGAACUGGUAGCCCAGCCAGCUACUCAGCUGAAGCUAACUGCUAAUGCAACAGUGACUGAAAGAGAGGAACUGUUAGCAGGACAUGUUCAGAGCAAGGUGGGAUCUGAGGACACAGAAAGUUGAGGUGUAGCUGUGGAGCGAUCAGGGGUGACAAAGGGACUCGAGGGCUCAUGUCUACUCCAUAGACACACUCAUCCUACGACUCUCGCUGUGGAGAACACCUCAGCAUGGUGAAGACAGCAAAGAUGGAGCUGCUGAGAGCACUGGUCAGUGAGUGCUUGUCUGCAGCCGCCGAGGAGAUCUUCAAGAUUGUACAAAGAACCCUUUUAGACUAUGAAGAGGAAAUUUCCUGUUCAAAGUGGGUGGUGGACAGCCACCGCAGACUGCUGGAUGUUGCCAAGUCACAUAGUGAAGACUCUGUCCAGAUUUCUGCCACAGAUGUGAAGUUGCAGUCUGGUCAGCAGCAGCCAGCUGCCAGUGUGAACGUCCGUGUGUGCUGGGAGGAACCAGAACACACCAGUUCAGAGCCAACAGAAGCCUAUCCCAAGAUAAACAACGCUCAUCCUGACUCCUCUCCUGAUCAAAGGGAUGAGCAGAUACUGAUUGAUAUUGAAGAUGGUGAUGUGAAGCAGGAGUGUGACCUGAACAAGCCUUUGAAAAUCCUCCAGGUGAAGAAACCAUUCAAAUGUCCUGUUUGCUUAAGCGAUUUUUCCUCCAAAAAGACGAUGGUACGACACCUCAAAAGGCAUCCGGAAGACAAAUCAUCAUCGUACCAGUGUCAGUUCUGUGACCGCUACUUCUGCCAAAAGUCUGAAUUCAUCAUUCACACCAGGACACACAAAGGUGCCAAACCAUACAAGUGCCAAGACUGUGACCGAAGCUUUGACCAGACAGACAGUCUGCUUAUUCACAGACAAAAACACACUGAGGAGAAACCAUAUCAGUGUUUUAGUGAAAAGAUGGAUGCAGACACUCCCCUCAAAUCAAUGACACCUGCCAGUAAGAUUGAAGAAGUGCUGGAUUCCAGACAGGAUGAAUCAGGCAUUAAGACAUUUCCACUUACUAUCACUCCCUAUGAUAAAAAUGAGUUUGAUCAGGAGUCUCUGCAGCCCUUGUGUCUUUACCAAAUCCAGUCUGUUGCUGAUAUAGAUAAAGACUCUGCAUCUGCAGUUCUAGUUGAUUACAUCAAAACUGACCCAGCUGGAACUGACGGUGGAGUAUCAGACAGCACCACAGAUGAUCAACAGCUCCUUUCAGUGAACCCAUGUGAACAGUGUGAAGGUGAGACAGACCCCAAUCAUCUCAACAUAAAAAAUAUCCUGCCAAGAAGACCUUCAGGGAAGUCUGCGGACCUCAUUGUUCAGUUUGAAGCAGGAACGUCACAGAAACCCUACAAGUGUCCUUGUUGCACAAAAUCUUUCUCCUUGACUAAGACUUUAAUAAGACACUUAAAGAUCCACACAGAGGACAAACCGUAUCAGUGCCAGUUUUGUGGAAGAAACUUCUGUCAGAAGUCAGACCUGAUCAAUCAUACAAGGAUACACACAGGAGAGAGACCUUAUCGGUGCCAAGAGUGUCACAAAUCCUUUGCACAGAAAGGCAACCUGGUGGUUCACAUGAGGAAACAUUCAGUAGAGAAACCGUAUCAUUGCCAAGAGUGCAGCUGUAGCUUUGAUCAGAAAUCAUCUUUAAACUGUCACAUGCAAAGCCACAUGUAGAUUGCAGCUUUGUCUGAAGACUGUUUAACACAUUUGAGUACUUGUUUGGUUGUGAGUGAAAUGUAUCUGUAGCAAGUGAAGUGCUGAAAGCUUGAGUUGUUUGUCUGGUCAGACAGAUCUCUUUGAUCAUAGGGUUGGGAUUUAAAAUCCAUUUUAUCAAACAAUGUCACCAUAAGGUUCAUUUGUAGCUCUUCUGAAACUUUUUAUUGUAUCACACAAUAUUCUCAAGUAGCGUUCAGACAGAGUGUGUUUUUUGCAGUGAGAGGUGUCUUUUUCCAGUUUUCUAUAAGCAUUUUGUGCACUGUGUAGUGUGUAGCGUUUUUAGACGCUUGGAACUCUCGAUGUCAUGGGCGUAUUUCCCCAUUGUCCAAUUGCAUGACACUAGUGGAGAACAAACUACAGGUAGUUGUUAGAUAAACAGUAGGCUGGGCCUAUAGCAAAAAUAAAUGCUCAGCCACUCUGCUGGACCAACAGACUUAUUUUAGUUGUUGGUCAUUUUUGUGAUGCUAGGUCCGACUAUUGAUCGCAGAUUGUCAAACAGCCCCCCGACUCAUCCUAAAAUAACUCUGGGAAUCCACUGACUCUGGCUACGGCACUUUAGGGGUUUGAUGUGUCCAUAGCCCGGUGUCAAAGUCCACUGGAAGCGUCUCAGCAGCGGAGUGUGCAGCCUGCUUCACGUUUUUGAUUUGUCAUUUUUGUGCUUCUACUACCUUCUUCACAGCUCUAUGUGACCCUGUUUCAUUCCGUCAACUUCAGGCUGCAUUUCCCACAGGGAGCAUUUCAGAAUCAGAGCGUUUUGUCUGCCUGAUUUUGCUGACAUGUUUAGAUUUUGUUAAUUUGGUAAUCAGUGUUUGAAUUUUGUGCUUCUACUGUGAUUAUGUAGGCUACGUAGUUAAAUGAUUUCUUUUUGUGUCCGUUUUAACCGCAGGGUUUAAAGUUCUCCGGCACUGUGCUGGAAUUCCGGCGCAAUGCGUUUUUGUAUUGGAUAAUAUAUAAAUAUUCUUGCAUAUUUUUUAACUGUGGCGUGUGUGUGUGUGUCCGCUAGUCUUCCUCUGCACAAUUGGUGGCUCGGUAUCGGUGUAUACACGAAAGAAAGGGGACUGGCACUUCCUGCUACUUACCAGCAGGGUAAUCUGAGUCUCUAUGUCCCCGUCAGGUUUCAACACAAAGUUACGCUCUUGCCCCCUACCCUCCAUCUUCAUCAUAAACCCCGAACACAUUUCAGGCACGGAAAAAUUUCUUGCUUUAAUGUAACCGUGUUUAUUGUUUUUUUUUAGUUCGGGAGUCUCCACAGGGUAUUUUAUUUUGAAAAUUGACCGGAUUCUCUCUGCCGUUCUGUGUCUAACUUCCUGCUUGGUAUGAACUGCUAUGUGCUGCUUGACGUGGCUUGCGGCAGAAAUAGACGUGCUACCUAUUCUAUGAGGAGCGUAGUGGAGAGCCGCUUCUGGAACGCUUCUGGGAUGUGCUGCGGCCACAUCUGGUGGACUUACGAGCAUUGACUAUAAUGGCCCCGGAAACCGCGGCACAGCCGUAAUGCGCCGUAGCCGAAGUCAGUGGAUUUUAGGGUUAAGCGUUGAACUGAUCAUCCAGAUGAAGCUCCUGGGCCAGCUGUGGUAAUCUUGAUGAAUUCAGCUGUGAUUUCUCCUCUUUCUGAGGGUCCCAUCAAAUCACACCCACAGCAAGUGCCCCCUGCAUAUAUUAAUUUAAAUAUAUAUAAUAAAAGCUGUAAAGUAAGAAAGACUAUGUUGAGACUGGGGCUCUGUCAGGGCCAUACCAUCACUUCCAGGACUCCUUGUUAUUCUUUACGCUGAAGAUAGUUCUUAAUGAUUUUUGCUGUAUGUUUGGGGUUGUUUUCAUGCUACAGAAUUCAUUUGGGGCCAAUCAGAUGCCUCCCUAACGGUAUAGUAUUAGUAAUUAUAGUAAUUAUAAUUAUCUGCCUGUACUUCAAAGCAUUGAGGAAACCAUUAAUUCUGCUGAAAUCCCCAACUCCGUUUGCAGAAAUGCAGCCCCAAACUUGAAAGGAACCUCCACCAUGCUUCACUGUUGCCUUCAGACACUCAUUCCUGUGCUGCUCUCCAGCCCUCCGGCAAACAACCUGCCUUCUGCUGCAGCCAAAUAUUUAAAAUUUUGACUCAUCAGUUCAGAGCACCUGCUGCCAUUUUUCUGCACCCCAGUUCCGGCAUUUCCGUGCUUAGAUGAGCCUUGUUUCCAUGUCGAAGGCUUUUUGGUCGCAAGUCUUCCAUGAAGGCCACUUCUGACCAGACUUCUCUAGAUAGUAGACUGUCUUCAGCAACCUCACGUUGUUAGCUGAGUUUGCUGUUCCUCACCCAGUUGUAUUUAGGGGUGGGAGAAAAAAUUGAUUUCGCACAAUGUGCGAGCGCGGUAACACUCAACGCUUGGCAGCGCCCCGUGUAUCCUGUGUGUGUGAUGCCGAGCGAAUGAGAGAAAGAGAGCGGCAGAACAUAACGGUGAAUGUUAGCGGAUGUUAGUAUUCCACAGAUUAUUUCAUCGAUUCAUUGUUUGAGAAGUAAUUUUGCUUGGCGACGUUAGCUAAAUUAGUAACAAAGUAAUAUGAAUUAGCUCAGCUGCAUGUCAGAACUAACUUAUCUACUUGUUAAGGGUUGAGAAUAUCAGGUACAAGCUUAGACUAAACUGGUGUACAGCUCUGUCCUGUACAGACACUGUACAUCCUGAUAAUUUCAGUUUUCAAAUCCUAAAAAACUAUGCAUCGAGAAUCAUUUUAUAAUAGCAUCGCAGCCCUCUGAAUCGUAAUCUAAUCGUGAGGUGCCAAGAAAUUCCCACCUGUAGUUGUAUUCCUCCUACACAGUUGUUUCUGUUUCAGUUAAUGAUUGUGUUUCAACCUAAAAUUUGUGAUAUGAUUUAGAUUUUCUUCUGUUCACUCACUUUGCAUAUUGUUGAUUGAUAAAUAUAAUCUGUUAACAUCUAUUUUUGAAAGCAUUCUUACUUUACAGCAUUUAAUUUUUUUUAUAAAAAGGUACAUCUCCGUUAAUUUACUACACAGCAAAAUAAUGGUUGGGCUAAUGAUGAUUUGGUGGUUCCCCGGUAAUUAAAAAAAAGUGUUUCUCAACCUGCAAAACGCGCUCUGUCUGAUCAGACCCUUAAACAGGUGGAGUCUAUCCAGCAUCAAAUACAUGUAGAUUUUCUCUGUAUCUUAUCGGCACUGUAUUUGUAACCAAAGCCAGCUCUACUUGUCAUUGUGGUAUUACAUGUAAAGGAUGAUUCACAAGGUACCACUGUCACUGUCUACAUUCUGUCCUUAAUACCAUGUCACAAUUUUUUGGUGGACACAGUGCAUUGAGCAAGGCACACUCUUGUUCCUUAAAGCUAUUAAAUUCUGUCUACGUUUUGUAA